Thalassophryne amazonica is the source of this 7233-nucleotide messenger RNA. It is a transcript of the gene pole, whose product is annotated as polymerase (DNA directed), epsilon. The transcript is spliced from 47 exons. Gene Ontology annotation, biological process: base-excision repair, gap-filling; DNA replication proofreading; leading strand elongation. Gene Ontology annotation, cellular component: nucleus; epsilon DNA polymerase complex. Gene Ontology annotation, molecular function: single-stranded DNA 3'-5' DNA exonuclease activity; zinc ion binding; DNA binding. Lineage: Eukaryota; Metazoa; Chordata; Actinopteri; Batrachoidiformes; Batrachoididae. The record is from RefSeq and is a predicted model, not a curated record. The coding region runs from base 137 to 6946 and encodes 2269 amino acids.
GAAAAUAAGCGGUUUGUCAACUCAACAGCAAGAAGACGGAUAGUUUAAGUGGCACAGCUCCGUUUUAUGUCGUUUAAUUUGGAUUGUUAAACAACAGAAACUAAUUUAUAUGACCGUGUUAUUUUUGUCGUAGAAGAUGGUGCUUCAAAACAGCGGACGGUACAAAGCGGACCGAGGACCAAGUGGCGCAGAGCAGGAAAACCAGGAUGAUGGAUCUUCCGUAUCGGCCCUCAAGAGGCUGGAACGCAGCCAGCUCACAGACGAGAUGGACUUUCGCUUUGGCUUCGAGAGGAUGAAGGAGCCUGGCGAGAAAACAGGCUGGCUGAUUAACAUGCACCCUACUGAGAUCCUGGAUGAGGACAAGAGGAUGAUCAGCGCCGUUGACUAUUAUUUUAUUCAGGAGGAUGGAAGCAGGUUCAAGGUGGCCCUCCCCUUCAAGCCUUAUUUUUAUGUAGCCACUAAAAAGAACUGUGAGAGAGACGUCAUCUCAUUCUUGUCCAAAAAGUUUCAAGGAAAAGUAUCAAAGCUUGAGAUUUUCCCAAAAGAAGACCUAGACUUGCCGAACCAUCUGGUUGGACUUAAGAGAACUUACAUCAAGCUGUCAUUUAACACCGUAGAUGACCUCAUCAAGGUCAAACGUGAGAUUGCUCCGGCAGUUCGGAAGAACAGAGAGAAGGAGCAGUCUAAUGACACCUACACUUCUAUGUUGUCAAGUGCCUUAUCAGGUGGAAAUGUGACAUCGGAAGACAAAGACAGGACACUAAAGAAUAUUUCAGACCAGCUAGACAAUAUUGUGGACAUGAGAGAGUAUGACGUGCCCUACCACGUGCGAUUAUCCAUCGAUCUCAAGAUCCACGUGGCUCACUGGUACAAUGUUCGAUACAGAAGCAGCGCGUACCCACCAGAGAUUGUGAGGAGAGACGAUCUUGUGGAGCGACCAGACCCUGUUGUUUUAGCUUUUGAUAUUGAGACCACCAAACUUCCACUCAAAUUCCCUGAUGCAGAGACUGAUCAGAUUAUGAUGAUCUCCUACAUGAUUGAUGGACAGGGGUUUCUAAUAACAAACAGAGAGAUUGUCUCUGAAAACAUUGAGGAUUUUGAGUUCACUCCAAAGCCUGAGUAUGAAGGGCCAUUCAUUGUUUUCAAUGAGGAUGAUGAGGCAGCCCUUAUUCAGAGGUGGUUUGAUCAUGUUCAAGAAACCAAGCCAAACAUAUUUGUAACCUACAACGGAGACUUUUUUGACUGGCCUUUUGUGGAGGCACGAGCUGCCCUCCAUGGGCUGAGCAUGUACAGAGAGAUCGGUUUCCAAAAGGACAGCCAGGGAGAGUACAAGUCCAGUCAGGCCAUCCACAUGGACUGCUUAAGGUGGGUAAAGCGUGACAGCUACCUCCCUGUGGGAAGCCAUAAUCUGAAAGCAGCAGCGAAGGCUAAACUGAGCUAUGAUCCUGUGGAGCUGGACCCAGAGGAGAUGUGCCGCAUGGCAACAGAGGAGCCACAAGUACAGAAUUUUACAACAGAAAAAAAUAUUUUUGAUUGUUUUGUGCUGCGUAAAGGUUCUGGCACUUUGUGUGAGGCCUUGCUCAUGGUGCAGGCCUUCCAUGCCAACAUCAUCUUCCCCAACAAACAAGAGCAGAUUUUCAACAAACUGACAGACGACGGCCAUGUCUUGGACUCUGAGACUUAUGUGGGUGGCCACGUGGAGGCCCUGGAGUCCGGUGUAUUCCGAAGUGACAUCCCCUGCCGGUUCAAAAUGAACCCAGCAGCAUUUGACUUCCUGCUGCAAAGAGUUGACAAAACGAUGCACCAUGCCAUUGAAGAAGAGGAAAAAAUCCCAUUUGACCAAGUAACUAAUUUUAACGAGGUUUGUGAUGAGAUCAAGCAGAAGCUGACUUCCCUAAAAGAGGUUCCAAACAGGAUCGAAUGCCCACUAAUCUACCAUCUGGAUGUUGGUGCGAUGUAUCCCAAUAUUAUCCUUACGAAUCGCUUGCAGCCAUCUGCUAUGGUUGAUGAGGCUACUUGUGCUGCUUGUGACUUUAACAAACCUGGAGCCACCUGUCAGAGGAGGAUGACGUGGCACUGGCGAGGAGAAAUCAUGCCUGCCAGCCGUAGCGAGUUUCAUCGCAUCCAACAGCAACUGGAGUCGGAGAAAUUUUCACCAUUGUUCCCCAACGGUCCACCUCGAGCUUUCCACACACUCACCCGAGAGGAACAGGCCAAGCAUGAGAAGAAACGAUUAGCAGACUACUGCAAGAAAGCUUAUAAGAAGACACACGUCACUCGUCUGGAGGAGCGAGUCACCACCAUCUGUCAGAGAGAAAACUCCUUCUACGUCGACACAGUGAGAGCUUUCAGAGAUCGGCGUUAUGAAUUUAAAGGGCUGCACAAGGUGUGGAAGAAGAAGCUAUCAGCAGCCCAGGACAGUGGAGAUGCUGCUGAGGUGAAGCGCUGCAAAAACAUGGAGAUCCUAUAUGAUUCUCUUCAGCUGGCUCACAAGUGUAUUCUCAAUUCUUUCUAUGGUUAUGUCAUGAGGAAAGGGGCGCGAUGGUAUUCCAUGGAGAUGGCUGGGAUUGUGUGCUACACUGGAGCCAGUAUUAUCACUCAGGCCAGAGAGCUCAUUGAACAGAUAGGGAGGCCCCUUGAGUUGGACACUGAUGGUAUCUGGUGUGUCCUCCCCAACACUUUCCCUGAGAACUUUGUAAUAAAGACCAGCAAUGAGAAGAAGCCGAAGGUGACCAUCUCGUACCCAGGGGCCAUGCUAAACAUCUUGGUGAAGGAGGGCUUCACUAAUGAUCAGUACCAUGAGCUGGUCGACCCUGCUUCCCUCACUUACAACAUCAGGUCAGAGAACAGCAUCUUCUUCGAGGUGGAUGGACCAUACCUGGCUAUGAUCCUGCCCGCAUCUAAAGAGGAGGGAAAGAAGCUGAAAAAAAGAUAUGCUGUGUUUAAUGAGGAUGGCUCUCUGGCUGAACUGAAGGGAUUUGAAGUCAAGAGAAGAGGAGAGCUUCAGCUCAUUAAAAUUUUUCAGUCCUCUGUUUUUGAGGCUUUCCUCAAAGGUACCACGCUAGAGGAAGUCUACGCCUCUGUAGCUAAAGUGGCUGACUACUGGCUGGACGUGCUGUACAGCAAGGCUGCCAACAUGCCAGAUGCUGAGCUAUUUGACCUGAUUUCAGAGAAUCGUUCAAUGUCCAGAAAGCUGGAGGACUAUGGGGAGCAGAAAUCCACUUCGAUCAGCACAGCUAAGAGACUGGCAGAGUUCCUAGGAGACCAAAUGGUGAAAGAUGCCGGACUAAGCUGUCGCUACGUUAUCUCUCGAAAACCAGAAGGCUCUCCAGUCACAGAGAGAGCCAUUCCACUGGCCAUAUUUCAAGCAGAGUCCAGUGUGAAGAAGCAUUUCCUUCGUAAGUGGUUGAAGAUGCCCAGCCUGCAUGACUUGGACAUCCGCUCUAUCCUUGACUGGAGCUAUUACAUUGAGAGGCUGGGUAGUGCCAUUCAGAAAAUCAUCACAAUUCCUGCCGCUCUUCAACAAGUGAAAAACCCUGUGCCCAGAGUGAGGCAUCCUGACUGGCUUCACAAGAAGCUCUUGGAGAAAAAUGAUAUCUACAAGCAAAAGAAAAUCAAUGAGCUGUUCACCAGUGAGGGCAAGAGGCAGGUAGCCCAUCAGCUUCCUGUGGCAGGACAAGCUGCUGACAUUGAGGACUUUGGGACGCCACCCCAACCUUUGCAACCUGCCGUCCUGAUCAGCACUAAGCGCAAGCGCACUUCACAAGGAGAGAAUAGCCAGGUGGAAUCCCAGGAUGUUGAACUCACCCAGUCCUGGAGAGAGAUUUUGGGGCCACCACCACCCACUGGAACAACACGGGAGGAGCGUCUUGUUUGGCUUCGCUAUCAUAAGAAAAAAUGGGAGCUACAGUUGAGGCAGAGGAAGGAGAGAAGGAAGAGGAGAAGGCUCUUGGAUGGCGAGGCACAGCCAGUAGGGGGCGGGGUGAUCAGAGACGGCCCCAUCACGGGCCUCGGAAGCUUCCUGCGCAGAACGGCACGCAGCAUCCUGGACAUGCCCUGGCAGAUUGUGCAGAUUGCUGAAACCUGCAACCCUGGUCUGUUCAAGUUGUGGGCUGUGAUUGGAAAUGACCUCCACUGCAUGAAGCUCAACAUCCCUCGUGUUUUCUAUGUAAACCAGAAAGUCCCCAAACUGGAGGAAGGAGCCACAUACAAAAAGGUGAACCGUAUGCUGCCUCGCUCCAAUGUGGUGUACUACCUUUAUGAAUACUGUGUACCAGAGGAUAUGUACCAGGAGCAUAUCAAUGAGAUCAAUGCUGACCUCUCUGCCCCAGACAUUGAAGGAGUUUAUGAAACACAGGUCCCUUUGCUGUUCCGUGCACUGGUGCAGCUUGGUUGUGUAUGUAUGGUGAACAAACAUGUUGUGAGGGACAUGGCUGGCAGGGAUGCUGACACAUUUGACUUGGCACAUCUAGAGAUGAGGUCUCUGGCCCAGUUCAGCUACCUAGAACCUGGGAGUGUUCGCCACAUGUACUUUUACCAUCACAGCCAUGGUCAUAAGGCACUGUUUGGCUUGUUCAUCCCCUCGCAGCGCAAGGCUAGCAUCUUUGUACUGGAUACUGUCCGAAGUAACCAGAUGCCAAACCUGAGCAACCUCUACACAGCUGAGCGUACUGCUUUACUGGAGAAGACGACUGAAGAGCUCCUACCUCCAGAGAAACACACCUUUGAGGUCCGAGCUGAAAAUGAUGUGAAGGCAGUCCAUCGUGCACUGCAACGCAUAUUACUAAGUUAUAAGGAGGAGCGCCGCGGUCCUACUCUUAUUGCAGUGCAAUCAAACUGGGAGCUACGACGAUUGACAGCUGGGGUGCCCGUGCUUGAAGAGUUCCCGGUGAUUCCAGUGCAUGUUGUUGAUGAGAUCAGCUACAAUGUGUUGGACUGGCAACGCCAUGGUGCCAGACGCAUGAUCCGCCACUACCUCAAUCUGGACAGUUGUCUGUCGCAGGCUUUUGACAUGGCCAGGUAUUACCACUUACCAGUGGGCAACUUGCCUCAUGAUGUGUCCAUCUUUGGCUCAGACUUGUUCCUUGGAAGGCAUCUGCGAAAACACAACCACCUGCUGUGGCUUUCACCCACAGCCAGGCCUGACCUUGGUGGAAAAGAGGCUGAUGACAGUCGCUUGGUUAUGGAAAGUGAUGACAGAGGCUCAGUGGAGAUCAAUGCACAAGGAUGCUAUUCCACAGUGUGUGUGGAGCUGGACCUGCAAAGCCUGGCGGUAAACACAAUCCUCCAGUCACAGCAUGUCAAUGACAUGGAGGGCGGAGCCAGUCUCGGUGUGAGUUUUGACGUGAUCCAACAGGCCUCACUGGAGGAUAUGAUGUCAGGAAAUCAGGGUGCCAGUGCCAUAGCCAGCUAUGACGAGACGGCCCUGUGCUCCAACACCUUCAGGAUCUUGAAGAGCAUGGUGGUGGGCUGGGUCAGGGAGAUCACGCAGUACCACAAUGUGUACGCAGACAACCAGGUGAUGCACUUCUACCGCUGGCUACACUCACCCAGCUCUCUGCUGUAUGACCCUGCGCUCCACCGCACGCUGCACAACAUGAUGAAGAAAGUGUUUCUCCAGUUGGUCACAGAGUUCAAACGUCUUGGCUCCACUGUGGUUUAUGGAAACUUUAACAGGAUCAUCUUGUGUACUAAGAAACGGCGGAUAGAUGAUGCCAUUGGCUAUGUAGACUACAUCACCAACAGCAUACACUCCAAAGAAAUCUUCCACUCCUUGUCGAUCACUUUCUCCCGGUGCUGGGAGUUCUUGCUGUGGAUGGACCCGGCCAACUAUGGUGGUGUGAAGGGCAAAUUUCCCUCCAGGAUCUUGUAUGGAGAGGAAGAAGCCACUAAGAAAAAUAAAAGACAGGGGGAUGAAGAUGGAAGUGAGGAUGAAGGUGAUGAUGACGCUGAAGAUGAGGAAGAUGAUGGAGAUGGUGAGCUGGAUGAGGUGGAGGAGUUGAUUGAAAGCAACUGGAACAUCAUGCAGUACCUUCCCCAAACUGCCUCCUGUCAGAAAUACUUCCUUAUGAUUGUGUCAGCCUACAUUGCAGCUGUUUACCAUAGCAUGAAGGAGGAGCUGAGGCGUAACACCCCUGGAGCCACACCGGUUAGGAGACGGGGAGUCAGCCAGAUUUCCCAGCAGGCAGUGGGGGACUUGAGUGCUCUUCCUGGGAUGAUCUCCUUCUCUCAGGAUUAUGUGUCCAGUGAGCUGACACAGAACUUUUUCACCAUCACUCAAAAAAUCCAGAAGAAAGUUACGGGUACCAGGAAUGUUACACAGCCCUCUGAGAUGUUCCCUGUCCUGCCUGGUUCCCAUCUGCCCCUCAGCAAUCCAGCACUGGAGUUCAUAAAAUAUGUUUGUCAGGUCCUUUCACUGGAUGCCAAUAUCAUCAACCAGGUGAACAAGUUGAAGAGAGACCUUCUGCGACUCGUGGACAUUGGCGAGUUCUCAGAGGAAGCUCAGUUCCGUGAUCCCUGUAACUCCUACAUUUUGCCUGAAGUCAUCUGCCACCACUGCAAUUUCUGUCGUGACCUUGACCUCUGCAAGGACCCCUCUGUGGCACACGAUGGAUUAGUCCUGCCUCAGUGGUUCUGCUCCAAUUGUCAGGCUCAGUAUGAGACAGAGUCUAUUGAGAUGGGUUUGGUGGAAGCUCUGCAGAAGAAACUAAUGAGCUACACUCUGCAAGACCUGGUGUGCACCAAAUGCAAAGGGGUGAAGGAAUCAAACAUGCCGAUCUACUGCAAAUGUGCUGGAGACUUUGACCUCACCUUUUCAGCCAAGAGUUUCUCUGAGCAGAUCACAGUGUUUCGGAACAUAGCAUCCCACUACAACAUGAGCUUUCUGGAGGAAACCAUUAACUGGCUGCUUAUUAUGAGCCCACAGAUCAGCCAGAACACUCAUUAAUGUCACAUCCACUGCAGAGAGCCACAUCCUCGGCUCCUGCUAAUUUAUUUCAAGUCUACAAAAUAUUGGAUUCUGACUCUUUUGAUGUCACUGCUGAUGCUCUUCUUCAUUACACUUGAUGAGUUCUGUUUCAGUGACGUGGUUGAUUGUGUGCAAUAUGGAUGCUGAUAGGACUGGUUUGAAGAGAAAUGAGUGGACUGUAGAAAUGGUUUCAUCUAUUUAGUAUUAUACUGUAUGUACUAAUUUCAAGAUUGGACUGUCAAUAAAUAUCCUGUCUUUAAGCUGCA